UCGUUUUGGUCAUAUUCCAUCAUGGCUGCUUCCAGGUCGUUGAUUUUGGCUAGGUGCUUUAGCACGUCUGUGGCAAAAGCACAGAUGGUUAAGCCUCCAAUUCAGAUAUAUGGUAUUGGAGGACGCUAUGCUCAUGCAUUAUACUCUGCUGCUAGCAAAGAGAAGAAGCUAGACCAGAUUGAAACUGAUCUGAAGACAGUAAAGAAACUGCUGGACUCGGACAAGAAGUUUGCAGAAUUUGUUAGGGAUCCAACAUUGAACAAAAGAAUAAAAAAAGAAGCAUUAACUGGUGUGUUGCAGAAACAGAAUUGUCAGCAGGUCACUGUCAAUUUGUUUGAACUGUUAGCAGAAAAUGGUAGACUGAAGAAAAUAACCGAAGUCCUCAAUGCUUUUGGUCGUAUUAUGAGUGCACAUCGUGGCGAAGUAGUAUGUGUAGUAACAACAUCACAGGCUCUUGAUGAUAAAGAACUGAAGAGUUUACAAGAAGCAAUUAAAAGUUUCUUAAAGAAAGGAGAAUCAUUAAAACUAGAUGUGCAGGUCGAUCCAAAGAUACUUGGUGGUAUGGUUGUUAAUAUUGGUGAUAAGUAUGUAGAUAUGUCCACAGCUACCAAAAUCAGGAAAUUCACUGAGCUACUCAGAGAUCCUGUGGAGGUUUAGUUUGUUGUGUGUUAUUCAAAGCUGGACGAUAUUCACUGGUCCUGUAUAUUUAUUGAGAAAUCCAAGCGUGUUUUCAUCAUACUGUGUUUUUGCUUGUGAAACUGCGUGUUGCCAACAAAUAUAUAGGACUACACAUAUUUCAAGAUUUUGUUUGAAGUGAAGUGAAUUGUAUAAAUUUAAACAUUUUGGAAAAUUCCACUUGUUGAACUAGUUCUUUCUAUAACAGGGAUUCAUGGUAUUCUCAAGAAUAACAUACACCAGUAAUAAAUAAUUUGUGAAAAACAA
Saccoglossus kowalevskii is the source of this 942-nucleotide messenger RNA. Its product is annotated as ATP synthase subunit O, mitochondrial-like. NCBI's taxonomy places the organism in Eukaryota, Metazoa, Hemichordata, Enteropneusta, Harrimaniidae. Gene Ontology annotation, molecular function: proton-transporting ATP synthase activity, rotational mechanism. Gene Ontology annotation, cellular component: membrane. The record is from RefSeq and is a predicted model, not a curated record. Gene Ontology annotation, biological process: proton motive force-driven ATP synthesis.